UGAUCAAAGCCAAGGGAUUGUGUCUUGACUGUUGUAACCUAGAACAGGCUAAAGUAUUUGGCAAUAAAAUGGGUAGAAAAGUGAUAGUUGCAACAUGUUCCUUAAAUCAGUGGGCUAUGGAUUUUGAGGGAAACAUGCAGAGAAUCCUUCAAAGUAUUCAUGAAGCAAAAGCAAAAGGAGCUACUUACAGACUUGGACCAGAGCUUGAUAUUCCAGGUUAUGGAUGCCAAGAUCAUUUCCUUGAAAGUGAUACAUUUCUUCAUUCAUUCCAAGUGCUUGCUCAAUUGCUGAAGUCUCCCAUAUGUCAGGAUAUUAUUUGUGACGUGGGCAUGCCAGUCAAACAUAAAAAUGUGGCUUACAACUGCAGAGUACUGUUUCUUAACAGGAAAAUUCUAUUGAUCAGACCUAAAAUUCAGUUAGCAUGUGAUGGCAACUAUAGGGAGUAUCGUUACUUCACUGGCUGGGCUAAACUUCAGCAGACAGAGGAAUAUUUUCUCCCUCGCAUGAUCCAAGAAAUAACAGGGCAGCAAACAGUACCAAUUGGGGAUGCAGUCUUAUCAACCUUAGAUACUUGUAUAGGCAGUGAGAUUUGUGAGGAGUUGUGGACAGCAGAAAGCCGACAUGUGGCUAUGGGUCUGGAUGGAGUGGAAAUAUUUACUAAUGCAAGUGGAAGUCACCAUCAACUCAGGAAGGCCUAUGAAAGUGUAGACUUGGUAAAAAGUGCAACAUAUAAGAGUGGUGGCAUAUAUUUGUUUGCCAACCAGAUAGGCUGUGAUGGAGACAGACUGUAUUUUGAUGGCAGAUCAAAGAUAGCAAUAAAUGGAGACAUAAUUGCUCAGGGAAAACAGUUCUCUUUGAAUGAAGUGGAAGUAUUGACAGCAACUUUAGACUUGGAAGAUGUCCGUGGCUAUAAAAAUCAGAUCAAGUCCAGGUGUCAAUCAGCAGCUACAUGUAAAGCCUUUCCGAGAGUGAAGGUGGAUUUUUCAUUGUCUCAUGAAGAUGACUUUUUCUUUCCUGUCUAUGAGCCAAUAGAAUGGAAAUACCACACACCAGAGGAGGAGAUUGCCCUUGGUCCAGCAUGUUGGCUUUGGGAUUACUUACGCCGCAGUGGCAGCGGAGGAUAUUUCUUGCCUCUCAGUGGUGGCAUUGACAGCUCCAGUACUGCUUGUAUAGUGGCCUCCAUGUGUCAUCUGGUCUGUGAAGCUGUGCUUGAGGGAGAUUCCAAAGUAUUAGAGGAUGCCAGGAAAAUUACAGGAGACCCAAACUACAUUCCUACAGACCCCAAAGAACUGGCCAAUAGAGUAUUCACCACUUGCUAUAUGGCAACAGAUCAUAGUUCAAAAGAAACUAUGGAAAGGUCAAGGAAGCUUGCUGAGCAGAUAGGAAGUCACCAUCUUCAAAUCAAAAUAGACACAGCAGUGGCAGCAGUUCUGGGUAUAUUUACUGCAGUGAUGGGGCUUGUACCCAGGUUCAAGGCUCAUGGGGGCAGUCUGAGAGAGAAUGUGGCAAUGCAGAAUAUCCAGGCCAGGCUGCGUAUGGUUCUAGCUUACCUAUUUGCACAGUUAUCUCUAUGGGCCAGAGGGAGACCAGGAGGACUGCUGGUGUUGGGCUCUUCAAAUGUAGAUGAAAGUUUGCGUGGCUACCUUACCAAAUAUGACUGCUCCAGUGCUGAUCUGAACCCAAUAGGGGCCAUCAGUAAAACAGACCUCAGGAAGUUUAUCACUUACUCGAUUAAUAAAUUUGGCUUUACAGCUUUGAAAGACAUAUUUUCUGCACCUCCAACUGCAGAGCUGGAACCACUCAUGGAUGGCAAACUAGUACAGACAGAUGAGCAAGAUAUGGGUAUGACUUAUGAUGAACUUUCAGUCUAUGGUCGCCUUCGAAAGCAGGCAUUUUGUGGUCCAUAUAGCAUGUUUGGCAAAUUAGUGCACACUUGGAAAGAAAACUGUACUCCAAGACAAGUUGCCUCCAAGGUAAAGCACUUCUUCAGGUACUAUUCCAUUAAUCGGCAUAAGAUGACUGUCAUUACUCCUUCCUACCAUGCCGAAAGCUAUAGUGUGGAUGAUAACAGAUUUGACCAUAGACAGUUUUUAUACAACAUACAGUGGCCAUGGCAGUUCAGAAUGAUUGAAGAGCAGGUUCAAAUAAUGGAAAGCCGUCAGAUUGCUGCAGAAAGGAGAGGAGGAGGAGGUGGAGGAGGGGGCAAAAUAAAGAACACCAAUAUUGAGUAUGAAAGGGAACAGCUGAGAAGACAGAGUAGCAGUGAUUCUGAUCAGCAGAGAGGUACUGGAGGAGGAAAGAAAACAGGAGAUAAUGAUAAAGGGGUCAUGGUCACAAUGAUGCUGUCAUCUGGAGUGUCUUCCUCACGCCCAGUGCUGCUACCUGGUGCAUCAUCACUGCAGCCAGUGCUGCCACCUGGUGGGUAUUCCUCACAGCCAGACACUGAAGCUCUUAUAUUGAAUGGUUCAGAACCUCCAAAAAGAGGUUUCCAGCAAAAGAGGUCAUAUGAUUUGGAUAGUGGUCAGAGAUGUUGCACACCGACAGUGAUUGAUCCUCCAGUAUCUGCACCCAAGAGGUUUAAGCUAGGAAUCAGGGUAUUUUGAAGGCCAGAUGUUACUGUUAAGAUGUGGACAAGCUAUAAAGGUUCUUAUUAGCGUGGAAAAAGAAUGCAGCGUCCACAUGUCACAAGGUUUAGGAACAUAAUAUCUUGAUAAUCUCCAGUGGAAUAGGAUUCUAUCUAAGCACAGUAUCAUGUAGACUAUUGCUGAGAGACACUCAGCUGAUUUUAUUUGUUUGAUCUUAUAAUGUAACUUAAGAACAGUAACAACUAAAAAUUGCUGCUGAUCAUAGGCUGUGAAUUUAUAUAUAAUAUAAGUGUUUUUUUAUACAUGUAUUUUUCUUGCUUACUCGUGUUCACUUGCUAUUGAUUUUAUAAUUAUUUUGAUUUAAUGUAAUUCACUUUUGGAAUAGAUUUUUUUAACAUUUUACAAAGUACAUUUUCAAAACAUUAAUCGCUUCUGAUCAUAGUAUGUUAUGAUUAAAAAGAGCUACAAUAUCAGUGUUUUUGUUUGUAUAAUUUAUAAUGGGAAAUUUAAUGAUUUCUUUUGGCAUAGCUAAUUUUUUUUAUCUUCCUAUCGCAAAAACUGUACAGAUGAAUUGAGUAAUAUACAAUGAUAUAUGGAAUGUUGUAGCAAAGCAUAUAAUUGCUUUUAUAGAAAAU
Lingula anatina is the source of this 3220-nucleotide messenger RNA. Its product is annotated as glutamine-dependent NAD(+) synthetase. Gene Ontology annotation, cellular component: cytoplasm. NCBI's taxonomy places the organism in Eukaryota, Metazoa, Brachiopoda, Lingulata, Lingulida, Lingulidae. Gene Ontology annotation, biological process: NAD+ biosynthetic process. The record is from RefSeq and is a predicted model, not a curated record. Gene Ontology annotation, molecular function: NAD+ synthase (glutamine-hydrolyzing) activity; glutaminase activity; ATP binding.